Penicillium coprophilum is the source of this 268-nucleotide messenger RNA. Its product is annotated as U4/U6-U5 snRNP complex subunit LSM6. Gene Ontology annotation, molecular function: RNA binding. The coding region runs from base 8 to 250 and encodes 80 amino acids. The record is from RefSeq and is a predicted model, not a curated record. Lineage: Eukaryota; Fungi; Ascomycota; Eurotiomycetes; Eurotiales; Aspergillaceae. The transcript is spliced from 3 exons. Gene Ontology annotation, biological process: maturation of SSU-rRNA; mRNA splicing, via spliceosome. Gene Ontology annotation, cellular component: nucleolus; U4/U6 x U5 tri-snRNP complex; U6 snRNP.
UAGCAAUAUGGAGAACGCCCCAACCUCCGAAGGGAAAGACCCUUCUGUCUUUUUGAGUGAGAUCAUCGGUGCGCCUGUGAUCGUGAAGCUGAACUCGGGAGUGGUAUACAAGGGCGAAUUGCAAUCAGUUGAUGGCUACAUGAACAUUGCCCUCGAAAAGACCGAGGAAUACGUGAACGGAAAACUACGACGAAACUACGGGGAUGCUUUCGUGCGCGGAAAUAACGUACUCUACAUCUCUUCCAGUUAAUCCGAAAAUACACUGUAC